This is a messenger RNA of Phalaenopsis equestris, 675 nucleotides long. Its product is annotated as probable C-terminal domain small phosphatase. Lineage: Eukaryota; Viridiplantae; Streptophyta; Magnoliopsida; Asparagales; Orchidaceae. Gene Ontology annotation, molecular function: phosphoprotein phosphatase activity. The record is from RefSeq and is a predicted model, not a curated record. Bases 1 to 675 code for a protein of 224 amino acids. The transcript has a single exon.
AUGCUGGCCAUCCCAUCCCUCCACUCAGCUCCCGCCGCCGCCAACGCCGCCUCCGAAGAGAAAAAGACGGCACCUUGGCGGCCACCUCCUCUCCUUCGUCCCCCACCAUCUCCAUUGACGAGAACUCUCUUCCUCAGCCUCGACCGAACCCUAAUCUACACUCGCAACCGCGUACCAGUGUCCUGGUGGCCCUACGACUUCUCCGUCAGGCUAACAUCGCCGGAAGGCACCGAUUUUAAUCUCUACGUGGUAAAAAGGCCCGGACUUGACGAUUUCCUCGGCGCCGCCGCCGCCUACUUCGAGAUCGUCCUGUUCACGACGGCGCUUGAGUGGUGCGCCUCGCCGGUGAUCGACCAACUAGACCCCUCCGGUGAUCUGAUUUCGCAUCGGCUGUAUCGUGAUUCGUGCGUGGUGGGACCCAACGGAGAGCUUAUCAAAGACUUGUCGAAGAUGGGAAGAGAUUUGAAGCGUGCGGCCAUCGUGGAUGAUGUCGCGGAGAGAUUUUCGAAGCAGAGGAUGAAUGGGAUAAAGGUGGCGCCUUUCUACGACGGCGAUCGCCGGAGGGACAGGGAGCUGUGGCGGGUGUGGAGUGUGUUGAGGAUGGCGGUUCGGUACGACGAUACGUGGACCGCCGUGGCGAUGUACCACGCUCGCCGGCGAGGGUUUCUCUCGUAA